AUGACUCAAGAUUCUGGAAAGAAGAUCGUCACCAGUCCCAAACCUAUCAAGAACUCGCAUGGAGUCAAAUUCCUUGGUUUGAAGUCUGCUACUUCUACUCCCUCUAGGGUUACUCGUUCUGCUGCGAAAAUUGUUUCUCUAGAAUCAUCUGGACCUGCCAAGAGGACAAGGAGCAUGAAGAUCAAGCAUGUGGUCAAGCGAGGUACAGGGAAAUCAUCAUGUAUUCAGGAUAUCUCAGAGGAUUUCAUUCCUGACCCACUGUCUGAGGAUAAUCAAGAAAGGGAUGUCGUCGAUGCUGAAGCAGAGCAAGUUAUCCACAAUGUCCUGGAGACACUUGCUGAUGUUGCAACUGCACCAAAUGUCGUGCCAAAUGUUGAAUCACAGGUUGAUCGUGAUUCUGAACCAAACUCUGAAGCAAACCCUAGUGAAUCUGAUGUAGAGAAGGAAGAUGAUACGAAUGUUGCUACUCAAGAAUCUUCAAGUGAGAAGACUCCCUCUGUUGAAAUGUCUCAUGAGAAAACCGUGGAGCCUAUGUCAAGAAAGGGUAAGGAACCAGUGUUGAUUUCCUCUGAAGAAGAGGUCUCUGAUGAUGAAGAAGUGCCCACAAAGGCCUCUGCUAGAAAGAAGGCUACAGUGUCUGCAAGCAAGCAUGUUGCAGGUCAGACAGGAAAGAAGAAGAAGAAGAAGGAUUUUGGUUCUAGGUCUCUCAAAUUUCCAACAGCAUCUCAGAUCUCAGUUCCUGAGAAGAAGACAAAGAAAGAAAUGAAGAAGGAGCGGAUAGCUGCCUCCACUGGAAGAAAGAGGAAGCAUGUUGCUACAACAGAUUCUGAACCAGAAGUCGAGCCAGAUGUCCCUGACAUCUCCACUUUGGCCAAGAAACGGAUCAAAGGAAAGAAAAUUCCUUUGAAUGUGCCAGAAGCACCCAUUAAUAAUGUAUCCUUCCACUUUGCCAGUUCUGCACAAAGUUGGAAGUUUGUUGUUCAGAGGUUAGUCAUAGAGAGGGAACUUCAUGCAGAUGCCUUGGAACUCAAGAAAAUUAUGGAUUUGUUGGUUAAUGCAGGUUUGAUGAAGACUGUCAAGGACAUUGACAGAUGCUUUACUCAUCUGGUUAGGGAUUUCAUUAUGAACAUCCCUACUGACUGUGAUGAUGAGAGCAGCUAUGAGUAUAGGAAGGUAUAUGUCAGAGGAAAGUGUGUAAAUUUCUCUCCUGAAGUUGUGAAUGAGUUUCUGGGAAGAAGACUAGUGGCUGGACUUGAUGAAGAACCUAAAUUGAAUAGGGUUUCGACGACCCUGACUGGGAAGAUGGUCAAGAAGUGGCCAAAGAAAGGAUUUCUCCCCUCUGGGAAAUUGACUACAAAGUAUGUUGUUCUUUUCAAGAUUGGAUGUGAAAAUUGGAUGUCCACCAAUCAUCUCUCUGGUGAAACCCCUCCCCUUGCAAGAAUGCUCUAUCUGAUUGGUACUGGUGGUGAAUUUGACUUUGGCAAGCUUGUUUUUUAUCAGACUCUGAAGCAUGCAGGCUCUUAUGCUGUGAGAUUGUCUAUCCUAUUUCCAUGCCUUCUGUCUGAACUCAUCGUCAAACAACAUCCUCAUGUUGUGAGGCCUGAUGAACCUCAAGGUAAGAAACCUAUGUCUCUCAAGUUUGAUUAUCGUUUGUUUGUUGGGACACAUGUUUCAGACAUUAUGCUAUCUGCUGCAAAGGGUCCUGCCAGUACCAGUGGUACUAAGGCAGGUGGUUCAAGCAAGGAUGACAUCUUGGCUGAAUUGAGGGCUGUCUCCAAAUCCUUGGAUGCUACUAUUCAGGCUUCCAAGAUCAGGAAGAAGAGUGUGGACAAGCUCAUCCAGGUCUUAUCCCAGGCUCCUGCUGCUGCUGAGGAAGGGAACAGUGAAGACAUUGCUGAGAAUGUUGAGGAUGACUCAGCUGCUCAUGAGGAAGAAGAGGCUCAGUAUGAAACUGCUGGCGAAGAAGAGGAUGCAUCUGAACGGGAUAAUGAGGAGACUGAUGCAGAAGAGGCGGAGGAUGUCACUGGCUCCACCAGUUCUAGCCCUCGUAGCACCUCUCUUUAA
Messenger RNA from Lotus japonicus, 2064 nucleotides. RefSeq lists its product as uncharacterized. The record is from RefSeq and is a predicted model, not a curated record. Lineage: Eukaryota; Viridiplantae; Streptophyta; Magnoliopsida; Fabales; Fabaceae. The transcript has a single exon. Bases 1 to 2064 code for a protein of 687 amino acids.